This is a messenger RNA of Coprinopsis cinerea okayama7#130, 273 nucleotides long. RefSeq lists its product as hypothetical. Lineage: Eukaryota; Fungi; Basidiomycota; Agaricomycetes; Agaricales; Psathyrellaceae. The transcript is spliced from 2 exons. Bases 1 to 273 code for a protein of 90 amino acids. The record is from RefSeq and is a predicted model, not a curated record.
AUGAGGGGAAACAACUGGGAACUGUGCGACUUUAGCCAGAUCAGCGUUGGGAGCAACCAAACGGCCUCGGUGGGCGAGCUGGAAUCAGCGGGAAGCAUGGUUGAGCCUACCCAUCACAAGACCAAGGUUGUCACUGUUGGCAACGGGCGCCCGCCUCCCCCUCACAAGAGUUUCGACCUCGACGACCGUAGCGACGACCUCGUCCGGUCUUCUAAGCUGCGAUAUCGAGCGUUCAGCCUGUCGAAAGAACAAUGCCCGCUGAAACGAGCGUAA